AUGCCUGUGAAUAUUCAGAAAAGAUUCUGCUUUCUAACCUGUGAUGCAGCUAGUUACUUGGGAGACAACUUGCGAGGAAUAGGCUCCAAGUUUGUGAGGUCUUCUCAGAUGUUAACAUCAUGUUCAGAAUGUCCCACCCUCUUUGUAGAUGCAGAAACACUGCUAUCUUGUGGCCUUCUUGAAAAGCUGAAGUUCAGUGUUUUAGAGCUGCAGGAGUACCUGGACACAUACAACAACAGGAAAGAGGCAACACUCUCGUGGCUUGCAAACUGCAAAGCAACAUUUGCUGGGGGCUCACGAGAUGGCGUUAUUACCUGCCAGCCAGGAGACUCAGAAGAGAAGCAAAUGGAAUCUCUUGCACAAUUGGAACUCUGUCAGAGAUUAUAUAAACUGCACUUCCAGCUGCUAUUGCUUUUUCAAUCCUACUGUAAACUUAUUGGACAAGUGCAUGAAGUGAGUUCCAUGCCAGAGCUGUUAAAUAUGUCAAGAGAACUGAGUGAGCUGAAGAAAAAUUUGAAGGAUGCUACUGCUGCAAUCGCAGCUGACCCUCUGACAACAGAAUCUGAGCCCACAUUCAACUCUACUGAAGCAGCUAUUCAGUCCAUACUGGAAUGUUUGAAAAACAAUGAACUUGUUAAAGCUGUCAGACAAAUAAGAGAAUGCAGGAUUCUGUGGCCCAAUGAUAUCUUUGGAAGUAGCUCUGACGAUGAAGUCCAGACACUAUUGAACAUUUACUUCCGCCAUCAAACCCUGGGUCAGACGGGCACCUAUGCACUAGUGGGCUCCAACCAGAGCCUGACUGAAAUCUGCACCAAAUUAAUGGAAUUGAACAUAGAGAUCCGCGACAUGAUUCGCAGAGCUCAGAGCUACCGGGUCAAUACUUUUCUUCCAGACUCCAGCAUUUCUGGCACAAGUCUCUGACAGGACCCUCAGGUCCUCUUUCAAGCUGGGAAUGCUGCCCUGUGGGAAUGAGGUGGCUCGAUGUCUUCUGAGCCUUACAAAGGUUUGGUCAAACUGUACUCACUCUUGUUAUGUUUAGUAUCUCCUCUAAAAAGCAAUGGGCUGAACUUCAAACGUGUAGCAAUACUGUAAGGACAGACUUAGCAUAGAGCACCUGGGACAACAUCCUUGGUUCUGUGUUGCACAAAAACCAGUUAGCAUUUCACUGGGCAACUGCAACUCACUACUGAAGAAGUGACUUCCAUUGCAUACCAAAGCCUACUACACUGAACAAUACUUCCUUUAUAGCAAAUUAAUUUUAGGUUGGCAAAAGUGCAAUGUUUCCUUCGCAAAAUAGUAUUUUUUGUUAAAAAAAUAAACCUUGUACAUUGUUUUCUUUUUUUUUUUUUAAUUUAGUUGAGUGAAAGAUGGGCAGAAUGAAGCUGGCCACGGAAUCUCACAAACUUGUUGGUCAAAAGCUGAGAGCCUUUGUAUAUGAAACAAACUGUAAACAGACUAUAAUUUAAUGUACACUGUAAUUUGAAUAUGAUUACUGUAUCUUAAAACAACAAGCUGCUAUAAAGUGCAUUUCCUAAUGUUACUAGGCUACUGUCUCUGAAGGUACUGGAUCAUACUGCAGAGGUCUGUUCUUAGGCCACCUCCCAAGGAUCAAGAAUUGUAGUGGUAGAUUUUUUUUUUAAUUAUUAUUAUUAAGGACCUUGGGUGCUUUCUACUAGAGGUUUGCUUUUAUGAAUAUAUUUAUACUAUUAAAGGAUGGUUGAUCUAAUUUAACUUGCCAUUUUGUAGGAGAAAGUUCCAUCACAGAGUCAAAUCUUUUGAACUGUUAAGCAUGCAUAUUUUUAUUUAAUAUAAAUUUUGAGUAUAAAAAGGAAAAAUAUUAACAUGAAAUGCAAGUUCUCAUGUUAAGUUUCUUCAAACAGAGGUCUUAUUUUAUUUGUAAUGCAUAUAUAAAAGUCAUAAUUAUAUGGGUUUUUCUCACAUUUAACUGCUGUCCAGUGUUAAAUGUAUGCAUGUAAAUCUGUUGCCCAUCUGAGACACUUUUAUUCUGACAACUAUGUAACGUAUUCACGCUGUAAAUACACUUAACCAUUUUUGUGAAGUAACUUUGAAAUUUUGAUUAGUGCAUCCAUUUAACUAAAGUAUAAAAGUCAUAUAUAGUCACAACAUAGUAAUGCUUGUUGUGAAAAUUGUGUUCUUGUCUGAAUUGAUAGUGUUGCACAUGGUGUCCAGGAUCAGCAGCCCCUCAAAAGACACUUCCUCCUGUUUUGUGCUAAAACCAUGCAUAGAAAACUGUGAGAAAUGUAACUAGAGCCUGACAAAAAAAAAAAAUCCUUACAAUGCAGCUUGGAAGAGUACAACAGCAAAAGUAGUUUCAUUGGUCUUCCAGUGACUGUGAAAACCUCUCAACUUCCUUCUAUCCUAAAGAGUAUUUUUUACACUCAUCACAGAUACUCCCAUUCAAAAGGUUUUUCCCCUCCUCACGUCAAACUUUUUGCUCCUUUUUCACAGCCAUAGUCUUAUGGCAGAUAGUCUUCAAUUACCCAGCAGCUGUCAUUUUUUACAUAUCUAUUCCACAGAGGCAGGGGGAAGACACAUUUGCAUUUACACCAGACUGUAUGCUCCAGAAUAUUUGCAUUUUCCACUCUAGUUCAGUUUGAGUGACUGAAGGAAAAAUUUGCUAUUGUAGCUUGAAUCUUAGCAUUCCCUAAAGACUUCAAAACAAACCCAGCGAUCUUUAGGAAUGAUGGCUUGUUAUGUUAAGAUAUACUCUCCUCUUUCAUUGAAGGAAGAYGAAGCUAAGGGGUCUCAAACUAGUUAGCUAGCAAACCUUUAUUGAACUUUAUUUACAGAAUGUAUACAGUGAAGUUACAUUCUUUACAAUAAUACCAAGUCUUCAUCCUUUAUCCAAUGCCAGGUCAAAAGCCUUAAGUCAAAACAUUACAACAGACAAAGUGCAAAGCACAAAACAGAAGAGGGCACAUGGAUCAGACAAUGUAUUUGAAACUGUAAGUGCUAUCACAGGACAGCCUUUUCCCUUUGCAGCGGCCACAGAGUUCUUGGCGAUGAGGUCUCUUGAGAUCAAUAUGUCUCUUCUUCUGAGGGCAAGAACAACGAGUCUUGGAACACAUCUUACGAAAGAAGACAUGUUAUUAGUAGUGUAUCUGACAGGAUUCACUCUUUAGACUGACAUUUGCUUUUUCUUAAUCACAGCAACACAUUGGGGCUGGUACAGCUUAAAUCCACAGAAUUUUUAGCAGUAGAGCUCUUAAGAGUAAGAGCCUUCUCACCUAGAAGCACAAAACCCUACUUUACAUGUAGCAAGCCAUAAUGCUGUAUGAAAAUUGUUUAUGUAAGCCAUCCACAGGAGGAGAGAAGCACUAUGACACAUUURUUUUCUAGUAUUUUGAUGAAAGCAAGUUUCCUUGCAGAUAA
Messenger RNA from Malurus melanocephalus (red-backed fairy wren), 3393 nucleotides. RefSeq names its product protein furry homolog. The transcript is spliced from 8 exons. Gene Ontology annotation, cellular component: site of polarized growth; cell cortex. The record is from RefSeq and is a predicted model, not a curated record. Lineage: Eukaryota; Metazoa; Chordata; Aves; Passeriformes; Maluridae. Bases 1 to 921 code for a protein of 306 amino acids. Gene Ontology annotation, biological process: neuron projection development; cell morphogenesis.